This is a messenger RNA of Stylonychia lemnae, 852 nucleotides long. The record is from the annotation of a GenBank genome assembly. Lineage: Eukaryota; Ciliophora; Spirotrichea; Sporadotrichida; Oxytrichidae.
AUGUUUGAUCAUCUUACAAAGCAAGAUGACAAUCAAAAUUUUAAGUCCGUCUUUGAAGAAGGACUAGAUGAUUAUUUCUUCAAAUAAAAUCAGGUAGAAUUAAACUAAUUCUCAUAAAGCCUUAGCUCUGCACUUACAGAAGUCCGUAGUACAUCAUUUUAAAACCAGGAUGAUCAAAUUUUCAAUGUUGAUCAUUAUCUCCGGAAAGACAUUGAUGAUCAUACUAAUCAAGCUUCUUUGGAUAUUGAUCAAAUGCUUUUAGGCUAUAAAGACACUACUAAGGGAAGCUCAGUGAACUCUGGCUCCACUAGCGAUUGCUCAAGUCUCUAAUACUAAUCAUUCUUACUCAAAAGUCCAGCCAUUUAAAAUCCCGAGGAAAAUUUAGAGAAUAUAAAAUCUUGGCAAUCUUAUUAAAAUAAUGAAGAUACAUAAUUCCAAAAUGCUAGCUAUGAUUUAACUCCCUCUACAUCAAAUGAAUAAUAUGAUGGGCCAUAUAACGAGCAAGAAGGUAGAAAAAUGGAUGCUUAAUUAAAAGAGGAUUCAUAAGAACUAUAUGCUUAGUCAACAAAAAUUAAUAAUAAAGCACUUCUAAAACAUUCUAUCAAGUUAGUGAACCAACAAAGAAAACAAAAAUCUAAAUUGAGAGAGGAUGCCCACAUAAAAGCUGCUCUUAGACAAAUUAGAAAACAUUUCUUGAAUCAGUUCAAGACUUAUACUUAGUUUAUUAGCAAAAAGAAAAGAAAUAAUAACCCUGAUUUGAUAAUUAGUGAUCUUAGAAAAUUCAUCUUAAACAAUUUCAUUGUACAGAAUGGGAUAGUUUUUGCCGAUCAAUAGGGAAUGGCUAAUACUUGA